This is a messenger RNA of Myotis lucifugus (little brown bat), 438 nucleotides long. Its product is annotated as retrotransposon Gag-like protein 8. The transcript has a single exon. The coding region runs from base 58 to 399 and encodes 113 amino acids. NCBI's taxonomy places the organism in Eukaryota, Metazoa, Chordata, Mammalia, Chiroptera, Vespertilionidae. The record is from RefSeq and is a predicted model, not a curated record.
CGCUCCAGGCCCACCUCCGCUCAGCCCCGCCCAGCGCAGACCAGCGAGCCCGGUGCGAUGGAGGGCCGAGUGCAGCUGAUUAAGGCCCUCCUGGCCCUACCCCUCAGGCACCGGAGGCGUCGGUGGAGGAACCCGAUUCCCUUCCCCGAGACGUUCGACGGCGACACCGACCGGCUCCCGGAGUUUAUCGUGCAGACGGGCGCCUACAUGUUGGUGGACGACACCCUGUUCUCCAGCGAUGCCCUGAAGGUGACGUUCCUCAUCACCCGCCUCACGGGGCCUGCCCUGCAGUGGGUGAUCCCCUACAUCAGGAAGGAGAGCCCCCUGCUCAAUGAUUACCGGGGCUUCCUGGCCGAGAUGAAGCGGGUCUUUGGAUGGGUGGAGGACGAGGACUUCUAGGCCAGGAGACCCUCGGGCCUGGGGACAGGUGCUCGGGGG